AAAGACUUAUGCGGACUACAUGUGGCGUAAUAGUGGCUAUUCCUCACGCAGCGUGAUUGAUGUUCUUCUGCUCAUGUCAUUGAUAAAGAUCGAUGAGGACAAUAGAUUUUGGAUGCAUGAUGAAGUUCGAGAUCUAGGAAGGUACAUCGUCAAAAAAGACAAUGUUGAAGAUGCUGGAAAGCGCAUUUGGGUGUUGAUUGAUGAGAAUACUUUAGACAUACCGAGAAGCAAUGAGGAAAAACAAGUUGUACGAGCACUCAGUAUAGGUAUUAGUCAUGACUUAACACCUGCAGAAUUAUCCCGUCUGCCACAGCUAAGGUUCCUUGGAGGGCGGAGAAUGAAUUUCGUAGGCAACUUCAAUAAUCUUCUUCGUAAUCUGAGAUGGCUGUCUUGGCAUCAUUGCCCAUUCGAUCUUUCAGCCGUGAAUCUUCACCUGGUGAAUUUGGUCGUGCUUGACCUUUCGAGAAGCAACAUCACCCACAAUUGGGGUGGAUGGAGGCAAAUCAAGAAGGCGAAAAAGUUGAAAGUUCUAGAUUUAACGGGAUGCGAGAGGUUAACCAAGACACCCAGUUUUUCCAAGUUUGGCAAGUUGGAGAAAUUGAUUCUCGCUUGGUGUGUGAGAUUGGCUACGAUUGACGGGUCAAUCAAUAAGCUAAGACAGCUAAGGACUUUAGAUAUCAAGGGGUGCCAUUCCCUUCAAGGGUUGCCUAAGGAAAUCGGUUCUCUAGAAUGCUUAUCGGAGAUUAUCGUGCCCCAGACUACCAGGUCAUCCUUAUCCAAACUGUUCAAGCUUCCUGAGACAUUGGGCAGUCUAAAAUCUUUGAUGAGGUUUCAAACUUUGAGUAACUAUAGUAUCCACCAACUUCCUUACUCUAUUGGAAAGUUAACGAAUCUUACGUGUUUGUGGUUGACUGAUUGCUAUAAUCUAACAGAGCUUCCAGACUCUAUUGGGGAAUUAGAAUCAUUGGUUGAGUUAAAUAUAAGUAAUUCAAACAUCAAUGUUCUCCCUGAUUCCAUUGGAAAUCUAAAGAGACUAAAAGUCUUAAAUGUGGCAUCCACAGAGAUACACACGAUACCUUGUGUGCUCGGAAGGGUGGAGACACUCGAAGAGCUCAAUGCCUCGUAUUGUUGGUGCCUCAAGGAUGAAAUCCCAUGGGAAAUGUGGAGCCUAAACCGUCUGAGGAUCCUGGACUUGAAUGGGAGCCCAAUCUCUACUGUGCCGAGAAAGAUCGGUGAUUUCUUCAGUCUCCAGACACUUAAAAUUUCAGGUCGCCGGCUUCUCCCGUUGCCAAAGCUUCCUCGAGCUUGAAAUGUCUAGUGGUUGAAGAUGCUGAUAUCCCUGUUCUUCCUCCUGACCUCUCGAGCCUAGUUCAUUUAGAUCAUCUCGAAUUGAGCAAAGAAUUUAUACGUACUGACUAUGGGAGUGUACAACAAGGGUACUAUGGGAGUGUAAAACAAGGGUUUUUCUCUGGAGAGAACAAGAUAAUCUCGCUUUGGAAGGACGCGCAGUCCAUCCAUCGACUUCCACGUGGCUUAUCAACCUUGAAACUUAGCUGCAUCCCGCAAUUGCCUGAUUUUUUUGGCUUCAAAAGCUUGUCAGUUCUCCAAAUCAGUAACUAUCAGAUGCCACACUUGCCCAUACUUAAAUACUUGGAGAGCUUAAGGGAAUUGAGGAUAUCUUGGUGCGAAUUCAUCGACAGCACACCCGAUCUAUCAUGCUUGAAGAGGCUACAAACAUUAUAUCUACAUCGUUUAACCAAACUGGCAGAGAUUCCAGGUUUGGGGGAAGUGGAAUCUCUGAAGUCUCUAAAAAUUAGUUUUUGUUAUGCAAUUAAAAAAUUGCCUAACCUGUCGAAGUUGAAAAAUCUGAAGCAUCGCUCUAUUCGGUUUUGUCCAAAGUUAAGAGCCGUCGAAGGCUUGAAAGAGUAGAAUUUUUUGAAGAAGGCAGAAAUUUUUUUUGCACAUCUAUGGAAAGUGUGUCUGAAUUGUCAGCAUUCACCAGGUUAGAAAAAUAUUGAAUGCCGCCAAAAGCUGGGGAAAACAUCAUUCAGUCACCGUGCCUGCACUCCUCCCAGAUUGUCCUUCGAUCCAAAGGGCGCCUCGGUAGCCUUGUCGAAAUUCUUGGGCGUGUUUUGAUUAAUCAAAGCAUAACAGAAGUUCUCUUUUCUGCUUGUGUUUGCUAACUUGUAGAGCUGGCUUGGAUAAAGGACAAAGAAGGUGUUGGCGGUGAGUAUUCAUAGUUUCCAUGCCCUGCAUGUGGAUUAGACCCAAUUCUGCGGCCUGGCACGUGGAACAAAGCCAAAUUUGCAACUCGCAUUCACCACCGACAUGAAAUGAUCCAAUGGCCUCAUGUAAUGUCACUUCUUGAGCCAUAUAUUAGAUUUCUUCUUGACUACGUUAAGAUGAUGUUUUCUUUUUGAAAUGGAAUUCUUGUGAUGCAUUGCAUUAUAUAAGAAUUUUAAAAUUCAGUCA
Messenger RNA from Eucalyptus grandis, 2472 nucleotides. RefSeq names its product disease resistance protein RPV1-like. Lineage: Eukaryota; Viridiplantae; Streptophyta; Magnoliopsida; Myrtales; Myrtaceae. The coding region runs from base 20 to 1309 and encodes 429 amino acids. The transcript has 3 exons. Gene Ontology annotation, molecular function: protein binding. Gene Ontology annotation, biological process: defense response to fungus. The record is from RefSeq and is a predicted model, not a curated record.